AUGCUAUCGAUUUGCGUACUGAUAACAUUUCUGGCUUUCACAUCUGUGCGGGGCUUCAACCCGAAUCAUUUCAGUAUUGAUGAAGUAUCAGAAAAAUCUUAUGAGAAUACGAAAACCUGGGUGAUACUUGUCGCUGGUUCUAAUGGCUGGUACAAUUAUCGCCACCAAUCGGAUAUAUGUCACGCAUAUCACGUUGUUAGAAAUCAUGGUAUUCCGGAAGACAACAUCAUUACAAUGAUGUACGAUGAUAUUGCUAAUAAUAAGAAGAAUCCAUAUCCAGGCAAAAUAUUUAAUGUACCUGGUGGAAGCGACGUUUACAAAGGUGUUAAAGUCGACUAUUCCGGAAUCCAUGUCACUCCGGAAAAUUUCCUGGCAAUUUUAAAUGGAAAUAAAACGGCAGUAAAGGGUGGUAGUGGCAAAGUAAUGAACAGUACUCGCGAUGAUCACAUAUUUGUGUAUUUCACCGAUCAUGGAGCCGUUGGAUUGGUAUCCUUCCCAGAGUCUGUGCUAACUGUUAAAGAUUUAAAUGAUGCAUUGAAACGAAUGCAUAAAUUGAAAAAAUUUGGAAGGCUUGUAUUUUAUAUGGAAGCAUGCGAAAGUGGCUCAAUGUUCGCAAAAGUUCUACCUAAAAAUAUUGAUGUUUAUGCGGUAACAGCAUCAAAUUCGCAUGAAAGCUCUUGGGGUUGCUACUGUGAUAAUGAGAUGAAAUUGCCUUGUCUCGGUGAUUGCUUCUCCAUAAAUUGGAUUGUCGAUUCCGAAAAGGAAGAUUUGAAUCACGAAACUUUGGCUUCACAAUUCGAAAUUGUCAAACAAGAAACAAAUAUGAGUCAUGUGAUGCAUUACGGUGAUUUAAAUAUUGCCAGCGAUUAUGUGGCUUAUUAUUUGGGCAAUAAAAUAUCUAAUGGCAAAAAUAUGGAUUAUAAUCCGACAGAAAUUAAAAGUAAAAGAUCAGUUGCUUGGCCUUCACGUGAAGUUUAUCUUCGAAUGCUUGAAAAGGAAUUGCAUGAAGCAGAAACAGAAUCUGAACGAAAUGCUUUGCAACAUAAAAUCGAGAAAAUAUCAAUGAUAAGUUGUUUAUAUGAUUUGUGGUGA
Messenger RNA from Cercopithifilaria johnstoni, 1092 nucleotides. Lineage: Eukaryota; Metazoa; Nematoda; Chromadorea; Rhabditida; Onchocercidae. The record is from the annotation of a GenBank genome assembly.